This is a messenger RNA of Trichechus manatus latirostris (Florida manatee), 1735 nucleotides long. RefSeq names its product transmembrane protein 108 (gene TMEM108). The record is from RefSeq and is a predicted model, not a curated record. The transcript has 5 exons. Gene Ontology annotation, biological process: postsynaptic density organization; dendrite extension; retrograde axonal transport. The coding region runs from base 2 to 1735 and encodes 577 amino acids. Gene Ontology annotation, cellular component: axon; postsynaptic density; endosome membrane. Lineage: Eukaryota; Metazoa; Chordata; Mammalia; Sirenia; Trichechidae.
CAUGAAGAGAAGUUUACAGGCCCUCUAUUGCCAACUGUUAAGUUUCUUCCUGAUCUUGGCACUGACUGAAGCACUGGUAUUUGCCGUCCAGGAAUCAUCUCCCAGGGAAUCUCUUCAGGUCCUCCACUCAGGCACGACUCCAGGCACCAUGGUGACAGCACCCCCCAGCUCCUCAGUGGUGGCUGUCCCUGCCUCUGUGGCAAUGCUUUCACCCCAUGUUGAUGGACCCUCCUCACAGGCCACAGCACCCAUGGCGACAACGAUGCCCCAUCUAGACAGACACCCUCCUACAAAUACCAUCCCUACCAUCAUGGUGACAGAAACUGCCCCCCAUUCUGAAGGCCUGCUGUACACUGGGCCCCCUCCUGCUGCCAUGGCAACCACAUCCACCCACUCAGAGGACCACCCCCCAGGAGAGGCUGUCCCCACCAUCCUGCUGACAAAGCCAAUGGGAGCCACCAGCCGCCCCACCACAGCAGGCCCCCGGUCUACUACACGCAGGCCCCCAAGGCCACCAGGCUCUUCCCGAAAGGGAGCACGUAGUUCAUCACGCCUGGUCCCACCUGCGUCCAGUGGCCACUCGGGGAGGAAGGAAAGCCAGCGAGGGCGAAAUCAGAGCUCCACACAUCUGGGGCAGAAGCGGCCUCUGGGGAAAAUCUUUCAGAUCUACAAGGGCAACUUCACAGGGUCUGUGGAACCAGAACCCUUUGCCCUCACCCCCAGGAACCCACUCCAGGGUUACUCCUCCUCACCACAGCCCCAGACAGUGGCCACAACCACAGCGCCCAACGGUACCUCAUGGGCAUCAUCCACCACCCCCCUGGUGCCUGCAGAGAACAAGUCAGGCCUUAGCAGAACAGACCAGGAGGGUGGUCCCGCCUUCACCAGCCAAGGAGGGGAGCUGAAUGCCACAGCAGCCUCAGGUGCCCCCGCCAGUCCACAACUUGCCCCAGUGCCUUCUCAGCGCCACCGUGGUGACCCACAGGACAGCCCCAGCCACAGUAAUUCCUUGCUUACUGUCAUCCCUGGCACCAACAGACCUCUGUCUGCCAGCUCUGGGGUCUUCACAGCUGUCCCAGGGCCCACCCAGGCUGCCUUCGAUGCCAGUGUCUCAGCCCCUUCCAAGGGGAUUCCUCAGGGAGCAUAUACAACCCCACAGGCCCCAACCCACCCCCCUGGGGUCUCAGAAAGCACUGUUUCCCAAGCUAAGGAGGAGGCUGCGGCCACCUCCUCCAUGACUGGCAGAGUGCCCAGUCCUCUCUCCACAGUGGUGUCCACAGCCACAGGAAACUUCCUCAACCGCCUGGUCCCCGCCGGGACCUGGAAGCCUGGAACAGUAGGGAACAUCUCUCAUGUGGCCGAAGGAGACAAACCCCAGCACAGAGCCACCAUCUGCCUGAGCAAGAUGGACAUCAUCUGGGUGAUCUUGGCCAUCAGCGUGCCCAUCUCCUCCUGCUCUGUCUUGCUGACAGUGUGCUGCAUGAGGAGGAAGAAGAAGACAGCCAACCCGGAGAACAACCUGAGCUACUGGAACAACGCCAUCACCAUGGACUACUUCAACAAGCAUGCUGUGGAGUUACCAAGGGAAAUCCAGUCCCUUGAAACCUCUGAGGACCAGCUCUCAGAGCCCCGCUCCCCAGCCAACGGUGACUACAGGGACACUGGGAUGGUCCUUGUGAACCCUUUCUGUCAAGAAACACUAUUUGUGGGCAACGAUCAAGUGUCGGAGAUCUAG